Messenger RNA from Cinara cedri, 9764 nucleotides. The record is from the annotation of a GenBank genome assembly. NCBI's taxonomy places the organism in Eukaryota, Metazoa, Arthropoda, Insecta, Hemiptera, Aphididae.
GUUUGGGCUUUGGUGCAACCGUGAAUCGGGCAUAAAAGUUAUUUAAUUUAUAUCUAAAAUGCAAAGCAAAACGAUAAAUCAUUGUUAACGAAUAUUUUUUAAUGUUUUUGUUAUUCAAUGCACAUAAAAUGUGCCGCAAAUUGGCCACCCCUACCAUAGACGCUUGUGCGUGUGAUGCCGCAAUUAUCGAGAAAACCGGGCUGUGCAAUUAGAAUAAUAAGAUCAUAGAUAUUAUAGAAAUUAUUAUUUAUUUUUCUCUUAUUAUUAUAAACAAUAGAUAUUAUUUAGAAAUUAAUUAUCUAUUUAAUAGAAAUUAUUAUGUCUAUGAAGAAGAUUGUUUAACUUUACGAUGUGCGCUAAUAAGAUAUGAUAGUCACGAAUUUUGUUUUUUCUACCAGGCUUUAUUCUUAUCACUAGAGCAGAACUAUCCCAUUCACGGUCUUAAACGAAUAAACCCAAUAGUGAAUUUUUUGAUUUAAUUGUCAUUAUAAUACUUUUCAACUCAAUAAAACUAAGUAGGUACUAUUAAUUCUGGUGCACAGGUACAUAUUCAGUAAUGGCGUUAUUAGUUAAGUAUUCAAAGUUUGGCAGUUGCAUUAAACAUCUGUAAGUGAAUUUUAUUAAUCUUGUAAAAAUGCAUUAUUUAAAUUAAGUAUUUUAAUAUAUUCUGAAUAGUACCGCAAAUAUUCUUGAUACACAAAUGUUAAAAUUAAUCUACAUGGAAUAUAAAAUUGGCAAAUACAAUAUAUUAAAAGUUUAUGGUAUUAAAUAAGAAUUAAUAAUGAUUUAAUGCAGACCAUAUACAAAUAAUUGAUAAUAAUAAUUUGAAAUUUUCUUCACUGAAAUUAAGUUUUGGAUAUAUAUCUUUUAAUAUUAUUGAAAAUCAACAAGUUAUACAACGUCAAAUGUAUUUUACUUAAAAAUGACAAAUAUUAGUGACUAAUUGCAGGUUGCUGACUCCCGAUCAAAUAACUUCCGUUGUAUGACUAUAUAUUUCAAAGCUGCGCUGGAUUUUUUUGGGGGGCAUUAAAUAUAUUAUUUUUAAAUAGUAAUAGUAUUUGAACAAACAUUAUGUAAAGAAUAUUUAAGUGGAAAAAUAGAUAAAUUUUUUUAUUACUAUAUAUCUGACCAACGAGAAGAGACUCGCGAGCCGCCCAAUAUAUUAAUAAAUAUGGAAGAGCCAAAAUGAAAAAAAAGGUCACAUUAAUAUAAUAUUGAUAAUAAAUAAGAUAAGAUAUCAAAUAUAAUAAAAUCUAUAGAACGGGAAACAAUAUAAUAAUGUAUAAUAAUGUCAGAUUAAAUUUUAUCUUAAUUUUGUCUAUAAAUACUAUCAUAAAUACAAAUAAAUAUGUCUCCAUAGUGCUGUCGUGAGUGUAUCACUUUAAUAUUAAUAAAAUAAUUAUCAUGUCUAAGAAACAGAAGUAUGAAGAACAUAGAGAAUUCAAAUUACACUGGGAAGAAUAAUUGUUAAGGACUGCUUUAACAACACAUAAUCCGGAUUUCAAAAAACUUACAAACAAAAUGAACACACAACAAAUAAGAUAAUAAUUGAUAAUUACAAAUUUAAAAAAAAUAUAUACUUAAAUAUUAUAUUAAUAACACUUUAUUUUUUUUUUGUAAAUUUUUACUAUGUAUUGUAAUUUUUAAAAAUUUUGUAGUUUUUCAAAUACAUAUUGUAAAUUCAUAAUAAAAAAAAAUUUUGUAUCUUACAUAAGAUGCGAUUUGGCCACCCCUGCUAUAUAGUAUAUAAUAUAAAUGAUUUAUUAUUAUUAACUUUAAUUGACUUGUAACUAAUUUUUGUGAUUUUUAAGUAAAAUGCAUUUGACAAUAUUUACCUUGAGAUAUUUUACCCUUGUCGGUUUUUCCGUGCCGUUUUUUUCUUAGAUUUAUUAUUUGUAUAUAAACUAGUUUUUCUUUUAAUAUUUUAUUUAUUUUUUAUUUUUAAGAUUUCAAAUGUCACCACAAUUUGCAGCUAAAUAUAGUGUAUAUCCACCUCAUUUUGGAGAACCUAUUUACAAGAAACAAGAAUUAGAUAAAUUGCUUGAAACUGGAGGUAUUGAGAAUUUUAAAUUAAUUCCAUUUAAAGCAGCUAAAAGCAAUGAAACAUGUUCUAUAUUUCAUGAUCCUGUAGUUUCGUAAGUAUUUCUUGAUUAUUAUAUUGUAAUUAUUCUUUUAAAAUUAAAUUCACUAAAAUAUAAAAUCUAACUUGUUUAUCCUGGAUUUAACAAAGUAUUCUUGGGAAACAUUUUUAAGAAAGUUGCAUUAGUAAUAAAAAAAAAACUAAUUAUUAUAUGGCUCAAGCUUUAACCUAUUUGGUUGUCUUUAUUAUAUAAACAAAUAGGCUGUUCAUCUCUCUUCUCCUUAAUUUCUUAUCUGAGUACUAGUCAGAGUUGUGUUAAUUUAAAUGAAAUUUAUUUUUAAAAUAUGUAUUAUAUUUACAAUGAAAAUACACAUUUCUCAAAUCUUGACCUUACAUUUAAUAUCAUUGGAUUAUAAUUAUGAUAUAACUAAAAGCUCAGCCAAAAAGAAUUCUAUGUAUAUAAUUGUGAUAGAUGUGUAUGUACUAAAAAUUAUUCAGUGUCUUUUUAAAAAUAAAAUAAAUUUAAAAAUGAUUCUAUAAGAUAUUUAAAAACAGUAGAAAACUUCAAUUUGAUGAUACAAAUGUAAAAAUAUUAACUCUUUUCAUUUAAACUAUAAAAUAUCUAACUUGAAGUAAACAAAUUUAAGUUAAAUUUAUAAAAAAUCAACCUUUUAUACUACCUAUUCGUCUGUAGUCGACCUCAGAUUUGUGAUCUACCAAUGUUUACAAUAAUAUUUAUAAUUUAUUGACUUCAAAUAUUCUCUUUAAAUAAUCACUCUUCCUACCUAAUUGCUAUACCUACUCAAUAUAAACUAUGUUUCUCAUUUAAUCUGUAAACUCUUGUAAAUCUAUAUUUUAAAUUCUGAAUGUAGCGAAGAAUGUAUUGGUUUUACAGAGAUGUUUAUUUUAAUUUUUUAUAUAUAUAUAUAUACUGUGAUAAAAAUUUCUAACCAUAAAUCUUUCUACGAUAUGUAUGUGUGGCACGAUUUCUGAAGGAAAAUAUUGUCUCGAUGGUACUUUAAAGAGGUCAUUUUUUAAUUUUCAAAAUGGUUUUCAUCAUUUCUGGGAACAACCGGAUAAACCAUUAAAAAAAUGGUAAAUUUACAAAAAGAAUGCUUUUAUUAUUUUCAUUUUUGUUAUUUGUUAUUCAGUUAAAAAUAUUCGUGGUGAUUUGAAAUUUGGACAAAAAACUUAUAUUUGUCUUUUUUUAGACAUGGUAAAACUGUAAAAACAUUUAAGUUAUUUUUGAGUAAUUUUUAUUUGGCAAGUACUCUGGGGGUAUAAUUUUUAAAUUAAACAUAAAUACUUGAAAAUUGAACAGAUUGUUCAUUAAAAGAUGUAAUUUGUGGUCAACAAAAAAAAAAAAAGAGUCAACGUAGUUUUUUUUUUCUAAUAAUUUUAAUAUAAAAUUGGACGACAAUCACUUAAGUAAAAAAUGAUGUAGAACAAAGCUAGUUACUGGUCCAUACCAAUAGUUUCAAUAUAAUAUAUUUAUUUUACUAUAAUAUUACAUCUGUAUUAUUGAAAAAGCAAUAUUAUUAACUGAGCUCUACUCAUAAUCAUUUUUUCUUAACAAUGAUUUAUCUUUUUACACAGAUAUACAUUAAAUUCUCCUCUAUAUCAUACCUUCUUAACUACUCAUCUACAAGAGUUGUCCUUAUAACUGAGGAUUAUUUAUUUUGUUAUUAAAAUCCUUUAUUACAUUAUUUAAAAUAGUUUAUUCGAUUUUACAUGACAUUACUUACAAAAUUAAUGCUACUAUUUAUAUUUUAUUAUACCUACCUGUAUAACUAUUACUUUAAUCCAGUGGUCUUCAACCCUUUUGGACUCAUGACCAACUUUUAUAAGCAUACAUUAUUCGCGACCCACAUAAGGCAUACAGAAAAACGUUUGUAGAAAAAAAAAUCUAAAAUUACUUAAUAUUUUGUAGUAGUACUGUUAUAACUGAAUAAAUAAAAAUAAAACAACUUUUUAACGGAUACGUAAAUAUGACUAGAAUAAUAACGCGACUAACAUUUAUUCAUCUUUAAACACAGCUACAACAUCGAAAAUGUUUGUAGAUAAUGAGACUCUUUAACGAUAAUAAUACUAUUUAUUUAUUUUAUUACUAGUCUGGUUUACUUGUAAAUUAUUAUAUUUAAUGUCAUAUUACGUAGAAUCAUACCAGUAUAUGAUAUAUAUACUGUGAUUUGAAAUCUAUUAAAUUAUUAUAUUUUUGAAUAUAAAUUAUAUAAUAUUGUUUAUACAUAAUAUAUUAAAAUAAAUUUCAAAUUGUAUUUUCAUUUAUUAAUUUUCUAAGUUUAAUAGUUAAACAAUUAUUUGUAUACCUUAUAUAAUUGUAUAAACUUAAUUUUUAUUUCAAAAAGAAAAUUUAUCAAUUCAAUUGAUUAAAUUUUUAAGCAUAUGAGACCCAUAAAUGGGUCGUGACCCACCGGUUGAAGACUACUGCUCCAAUCCAUCAAUAAUCAGUUUUCCUAUGUGAUAGUCUUUAUAAUAAACUAUAAAGGUACCUUUUAUUAUACUUUAUAUUUAGUUACAACUUGAAUAUAGUUGGUACAAUGAUAUGACUAUGCAGGAUAUCCUACAAUGUUUUCCUUAUGAUAAUAACCCUGUCAAUAUUUUUUACAAUUUGGUUUUAAGUCAAGACACAAAACCAGAUUCAAAAAAUUAAAUGGAGUUAUUAGUCUUCGGAUAACACUGUAGGAGACCCUGUAUGUAUAAUUAAUAAUUUGUAUAAGUAUACAUACUAAAUAUCACUGUAGAGAAGUAAAAAUGCAAAACUGCAGUUGCAAUGAUACUGGUAGACCACAUAUGAAAAGAUAGUCAUAUUUUAUUAAUUUGACCUUUAAAAUAAUAAGUUUAUACAAUAAGAUGCUUUAUGAUGUAUAAUAUCUUAUUAUGUAAAUAUCAAAUGUUUAAACCUAAACUGAAGAAACUUUUUGAGCUUUUACUGCUGCAAACUUUUCAAUUAAUGAUUUUGUUUCAUUGUUGAUUUAAGAUGGUUUUUUACAGUCAUUAACUUUGAAAAAGAUACCAUAAAGUGCUGUUAUAUAUCUAGAUAUGUAUCUAAAAUACAGUAUCUAUAUACUUUUUUUGUAUCUUGUUAUAUAUCUUAAUUAUAUAUAUAUGAUAUCUUAUAUCUUAAUUGUUUCUGUUUCUUAGACAAAAUGCUUACUUUUUUAGUUCAACAAAAUACAAAAAUAAAACUAAAAUUCUAAAAUCUAAUUUUUUUUAAAUAAAAAUAUCAACAAUUUAUUGUUGAUAUAUGUUAUUUAUUAUUAUUUACAAGUAGAUAAUACUCUCAUUAUUUAUUUUAUAUUUACCAAUAAUUAACCAAUAUUUUAAUAUUGUUAUAUAUUAUGUAUUAUAACUGACAAUGAUUGUAUUAUAAAUUAUGUACCUAUUACUAGUUUUGUUAUAAUUUUGUAAUUCUAUAUUUUUAAUGAAUCAAAUAUUUAUCAAAAAAAUUAUCCUUUUUCUUAAAUGUAUCUUAAGAUACUUGUAUCCAUAUCUAGAUACUAAUUUAAAGUAUUUUAUUUCAGUACUAGUCCCAUAGUAACACUAACAGACAUUGUUAAAAUAGAUACCCCAGCAAUGUACAUAUUAGGUAAAAAAAGAUAAAUUAUUUGUAUAAGUAUAAUUCCAUGAGAAUUGGACUCUGACUUUAAAUAAAUUAAUGAUUUAAUUUCUUUGUAUAACUCUGGAUUACUAAUGUCAGAUUUAUUAAUGACAUUUUAAGUAAUGUAUAUACAUUACUAUUAAUGACAUUAUAAGUAAUGUAUAUACAUUACUUAAUAUAUAUAAAUCUCACAUUGUAUUAUUAAUUUAUUAUAAUUAAAUUUAUAUUAAAAUCUUGAUUGAAUAAAGUAUAGACAAAAUAUCUAAGUAACUCAAAUAAAUUGUUCACUUAGAACACAGUAGAACAGUUUAAGUCAAAUUAUUCUAUGGAUAAAUUUAACUAUUAGAUAUUUAUAGAUGGUAGAACCAACUCUUAGUUUAUAAUUAGAACCCAGGAGGGAGGAAUUAUAUUCACUAAAAAUCCACAAAAAAUAUUUAAAAUAGCAAAAAUGAUAGAGAUUUAAAAGUUUCUCCUCUAACAGCUCUGAAGUAUUAAACACAAAUUUUCUAACAAUAAAAUAUUAAUUAAGGCUAAGAAGGCACAGAAGCUUUGAAAGAAUGUAAGUUGCAAUUACUCUAGUCACACGGAUGUAAAGUCAGUUGAUAAUUUUGCAUCUUUAAGUUUUGAAUCUACUAGUCUCAAGUCUACAGUACAAGAUGGAGGAUUUGGACACCACAAUUUUUGCGUACUACACUAUAAGAGUAUUGCAAAAAACAGAUCGAAAAUAAAAUCAAAAAUGCUGGAUUCAUCCUAUAAAUAGUGAACGAUUUUUAAGGAGUGCAUUUUAUAAUUCUAUUUCUGUAAUUUUAAUUCUGACCUUAGUAAAUCAUAUAAUUCAACAACAAAAUACAAUUUUCCCUUUUUUAGAAAAACAAAAACUUUUUAGCUUUUUUACUAUGGAUAUUGAAAAAAUAUAAGUCCAGUAUAGUGAUGAUAAAGAAGAAUUAAAAAUGUAACGCAAAUUAUAUUUAAUACUAUUUUGUAGAUCAAUUAUGUUUUCACAUUUAGUUUUUUAUAAUCAAAUUUUUUUUUUUUUCCUAAGUCCUUGUUCUAUUGGGAAUUUAGUGUCCAUUUACAUCUAUAGAUUUAAUUCUUUAUAUAUGAUAAGAAAUUCAAUGACAAAUAAAAGUAGAAUUAAAUAUAUGUAACAUAAUCAUAACAUUAUCAUAUUAUUCAAUUAUUAAUUAUUAUAUGAGUAAUUAAUACUACAAUAUAUUUUUUCUGAGAUUUGAUUUCUAAAUCAACUCUUGUUUUUUCAAACACUUUGUACAUCUUAUUUGCACAAUUCUGAUAUGAUUAAUUCAUUUAUUGGACUAUUUUAUUACCUUUUAAAAACAUUUACCUAUUAAAAAAAUAAUAGUUAUAAUAACUGAACACAGUAAAUUACCAAGAUUUGUUUUAUAAAAACAACAUAUUGUUGGUUUUCAUCAACAUUCUAAUUUUAAUUGAAAUUAUUGUGUACAUAAUUUUUUUUUUUGUUUUUUUUUUUAGAAAAUUCAUUAACUAUAUGCUUAUUAAAGGACAAAAGAAAUUAGCCAGGCAAGUUUUAGAAAAAGUAUGUAUCUAACUAAUUAUAUCAUUUUAUUAAACUCCAAGUAUAUUAUAAUUUAUGUAAUACAUUAAUACACAUAUCUUCUCUAUCUACAAAAAGUGAUUAAAUAUUUUAAAAAUUUAAUUUUUCAAAUUAUAAUUUACAUUUUAUUCAAUUUUAGUUUUAAUCCAGAAUUAUGUGUUGUAGCUUAAAAACUAUUUCUAGAAACCAUGAUUUUUUGGGACAUUGGGGAUAAAAUAAGACAUUUAAAAACGUUUUUUUAAUUGGUCACUUUUUGCACAGCACAAUAUAUGUGUUAUUUGAUAAAAAUUAAAUUAUUUUUCAAACUAAACUAGACAAUAAUUUAUUAUUAAGCAUAAAUAGUUAAAUCUAAAUAGAAUAUUUUUAGCAUUUAUAAAUUAAUAGAACUGAGAAAAGAGGGCAAUAUUUAUUAAUUAUAUUGCAUUAUAGAGCCCAUAUUGAUGAAAAAAAAACUAAAAUAAUUGGUAAAUUCCCAGAUUUGUUCUUAGCUAGAUUUAAUUAAUGUGAUUAUGUAUAGUUUUACAAAUGUAAAAAAGUACAUUUUUUUGAGUCUGCCACUAAUUAAUGUAGAAAAAGUACCAUCUCAAUACUAAGCAAUACUACUAGGUCUUAUGGUUUUUUUUUUUAUUAUUAUUAAAUAAAUAUUUAAUUCCAUUAGUAGUCAGGUGCUUUCAAAUUGUUACAUCAAUGAUUAAACUACUAAUCAAAUCUAACUCUUAGACUUUAUUUGAACUAAAAGAAUUAGAGAGGGCACCAGACUAUUACUGAAUUAAAUGUUUAUUUAAUAAUUACUAAUAAUCAUAUCCAGAUCUAGACUUUUUUUUAUACAUUCUUUUAUUAGUUAUUUAUAAAAAAAAUAUUCUUAUAGUAUCUGAAUUAUUUUUUUUGAUUUUAUAUUAAUUGUUUAGUCAGCAAAUGGAAUCUACUUUACGCACCCACUCAUAUGUUUACAUUAAAUAAUGUAUAUUAUACCUGCUUAUAACACAUGAAGUUUAGAAUCUAAACCUAAAUCUUUAAGUAUAAUUUAUAAUUUGUAUUGUUUUCUAGACCUUUGAACAAAUUAAAAAAAUACAAUUGGCAAAAUACAAUAAGGAAACUGAUCCUGAGAAAAAAUCAUCAAUAAUUGUUGAUCCUGUUGUUAUUUUGAAAAAAGCUAUUACUAAUUGUAAACCUCUAUUAAAGUUAACACCUGUAAAAAGAGGUGGCUCCUAUUAUCAGGUAUUAUUCAUUUAUUUGUAAUUAAUAUGUAUAUUAAAAUAGUAGAGUAAUGUGUUAGCUGUGUAAACCAAAUUAAUACUAAUUAAAUUUAUCAUAAAAUGUUUAACCUAACUUUCCUUAGAAUCAUUCUUGAACAAAUAAUUAUCUUGAAUUAUCUACCAUUGCUAACUAUAGUUAUUGAAGAUAUUCAAAUAUAUUAGAAAAUUAUUUCCUAAAAAUAUUAAAUUAGGGGGAAAUUAUUAUAUACAUUGGAGCAAGAUUAUUGGUAAAAAAGUUAUUUACCGACAGAAUAAAAGAAAAGCUGAUACUACAGAUGGUUGCGCCAUUGUUAUAUGUAUGAAUUUCAGAAAGUAGAAUACAUAAAGUUAUAUAUUUAAAAUCUGUAAGCAACAUUAAACCAUUACUAGCUAAAACUAUUGUGAGAGAAGUUUGUUAAAAAAUAUUAUAAUAUUAAAACUUUUAAACGAAAUACAUAAUUACAUUCAAUUUUUUUUUCUUUUUACAACUAAGUAAGACUUAUAAUGAACCUCCAGUUAAAUUUCCAAGAUCUCCUGCUAUUUUUAUGCUUUUGUUCUUUUAAAUAAUAUGUGUUUUUAUUAGAAAUAUAUUGCUCUCUAUCUAUGAUACAAACUUUUAGCUUAAAAGAUAUAUAUAAUCAUGUAAAAUAUGUUCAGUAUUCUUUUAUGUAAAUUAUGAUGAUUAUAAUAAAUAAAAAAAAUAAAUAAAUGAGAUUUGGCUAUAGAUCACAAAUAUAAACAUUUUUUUUUUUUUUUAUCAUAUUUUAAGAUAUUAUAAUUAUUUAGCAUAUUACAAAAAUGUAUCAAAUAUAUCUAAGUAAAAACUAAAAAUAAUAUGAGAAUAAUUUCUUACAUAUUAUCUUUAUUAAAUGUAACUGUUUUUUAUAAGGCAUAAAAUAAAAAAAAUUGAUCUUUUUUAAAUUUAAGGUACCAGUUCCUAUAACAGAUAAAGAGUCUACUUUUUAUGCUAUGCGAUGGUUUGUACAUUGUGGACGAGAGAAAGACAAAUCUGUUAGUUUUGCUGAUUUUAUGGCAAAUGAAUUUAUCCAGGCAUCAAACAAUAAUGUAAUUAUAUAUUUAAUACAUUUUCAAUUUUGAUGUAUUUUAUUGUUUUGUUUUUUCUAGGGACGUGUUGUAAAAAAGAAAUUAGAUUUGCAUAAGCAAUGUGAAUCCAACCGAGCUUAUGCUCAUUAUCGAUGGAGUUAGUUAUUUAACAUAAAAUGUAAAAAAAUUUAAAUUAAUCUAUAGAUAGAUGUA